AUGGGAACCAAAUAUGCCGCAGACAAACAAGCAGCACAACAAGAACAACGCCAGAAACAACUGCAGCGAAGAUCCGAAUCGUACGAUGAUGAUGGGGAAAACAGUCUUCCCUUUCGCAGGAACAAACCCCCACCCAACCCUCUGGAAGCUCACUACGAUCCCACAUUACUAGCCAGCCAACAGACCAUUCCACUGGGUGCUUCCUUUUUACCAUCUCCCUUGGUUCACAAUGCUCUCUUGCCCAUUGUGGUGGGUUUGCCCAAUGGUGCUUUGAGGGAGCCUAUUUUGAAUGCCACUGUGAAUUCCAUUCCCAUGGCGCAACCUGCUUUGAACGAUGUGGUGAAGAAUACCAUGAUACAAUUCUUAUCGAAUCCUCAUUGGAAAGAAGUUGUGCAGAAUCAAACCAACAAGACACUUAUCGGGAGUAAUCGUGGCUAG
This is a messenger RNA of Cylindrotheca closterium, 438 nucleotides long. NCBI's taxonomy places the organism in Eukaryota, Bacillariophyta, Bacillariophyceae, Bacillariales, Bacillariaceae. The record is from the annotation of a GenBank genome assembly.